AUGAAUAAAAACAUAACUUUACCCGAACUCGAUACUAAAACCGUCUUAAAUGUUGUGGAGGACAACUUCCGUAAGCUUGGCUUGAAAGCUUACGCUAUCCGUAUGAUUUACAUUGGCGAGCAUGCACUACCGAAAGAGGAAAUUAUUCACCAUUUUUCGAAAACGAUUGAAAUUGUGAACUCGAGUUAUUGUGAAAUCAACGUCUAUGGAUUUUUACUUGUGUACGAUAGUUAUUUUGUUCAUAUCGUUGAGGGCUCCGAGGACACAAUUCACAGGCAUUUAAGAUUUUUAUUCAGACGAGAGGCUAAUUGGAAAGCCAAUAUGUCUAACUUGGACCAAACUGUUAAUUUCGAUAAUGACAACGAAGGUUUGAAUGUCUUAAUGAAAGAGGAUACGGAAACAGAAGAACCCGAAAGGAUAAUGUUUAAACGCUUGAAAACAGUGAUGACAUACCACUCCGUGCGCACGUUACAAUUUAACAGUUGGCGUGCAGUGACAGCAAGACCACCAUCACUCGUAGGCAAAUUGGAUUUGUUUGGACCCCUGCAAGAACAUUUUGAGCAACUUCGCAUCUUCCUUAACAAGAUCACUAAAAUAUGUGCCUUCGCUAAAGCUGACGACAAAUUAUCUUUCGAGGGAUUAAGGGUAAUGGAUCCCAAGAUGGAAGCUCUGCCUGAAGUUGCACUGAUCGACUUCUUGCUACAAUCUCCUCACAUUCUUCCGCUUCGUGAGACCGCGGCUUUGCAUCGUCAUGUAGAUGAUUGCAAAUUCUACUUUGAGGAUGUUUGGCCUUUACCAACUCAAUUCACACCUCGGUUCCUCUACAAGUUGAAGGUAGAUGACUCGUUCGUGGAGCCUCUACCUGUAAUGCCUUGGGAAGUGGUGAAGAAAGAGGUAGAUGAUGAAGAUAGGGAGGAACGCGAGAACGCAACCGAGGGAUCGUCCUCUGAUUAA
This is a messenger RNA of Spodoptera exigua (beet armyworm), 954 nucleotides long. NCBI's taxonomy places the organism in Eukaryota, Metazoa, Arthropoda, Insecta, Lepidoptera, Noctuidae. The record is from the annotation of a GenBank genome assembly.